AAUCACUACUUCUCACAAGAAGUGCUUUUUUGAUGAAUUGACCAAAAAGAGAGUCUUAGAGACAACGCAUAUAUGAAUUACAAGUGAUAAUAAUGUGAAAAGCGUUUAAUUGUUUUAAAAUUAAGACAUUAGACCAUUAUUUUGCAUAAAAUUUUGCAUCGUUUCAAACAAUUCACUCCAACUGAAGGACUUAUUGAAAUGUUACCAAAACUCGUAAUUUGGUUUAUAUAUUGUGUGUCACUUAUAAGUUGUCAAUCACUUAAUCCAACACUUCUAACGUUAAAUGCGGGAAAUUGAUUUCAUUGACGGCAACAUCACAGCCCGCGCUCCCUAUCCGGACCUUAACAUUAAAAUCAGACGAAACGGACAGUUCGUGGACACAGCCCUCAAUGUACAGCCGGGAACUCCCCUCGAAAUGAUUGUCUAUUUGGACGACGAGUCCCGACAUGUUUACGGACUUUUAGUCAGUUUUCUCAAAGUGACCGCAAUUUCAAACAAUAAUAACAAUACCCAAGAAGAAGUGAUUAUUCUCAAUGGGUGUUCAAUAGAUCCCUAUAUAUUUGGCAACUUUGAGACUCUGGACGGCGGAGACUCUCUGUCUGCGAAGUUUAGGGCAUUUAAAUUUCCUGAAUCUAAU
Molecule: messenger RNA, 637 nt
Organism: Medioppia subpectinata
Lineage: Eukaryota; Metazoa; Arthropoda; Arachnida; Sarcoptiformes; Oppiidae
Source: the annotation of a GenBank genome assembly